AACCGUUGAUUCUCAACAUUAUUACGUAACCUGCUAUAUGUUAUUACAUCAUAUUUUUCAUGUAGAAGAAACUAAAUGGCCGAAUGGAAACCGAGAAGAGAGUGAUAUGACCAACAGUUAACGUUCCUAUACUACUUUUGGGUUGAACUCCGACGGAACGAGCUUGCAUCACCCAAUUUUUGCACUACUUUCUGUGCAAGUAGAAUCAAGGUGAAAUUCAGAGGAACUAUGUUUGUUUUGGGUGGGGUAGAAUUUCCUCGGUUGUUUCGAUAAUGUGCACAUUAUUUGGAUUAAAUUUCAGUAUAAAAUGAGUCAAUUGUUCUACGCUAUCCACAGUUCGACUAGUUCAAUCAGUUGCAUAACACCAUCCAGUUAACGUUUUAGCAGAAUGGCAUUCAAGUUCGUAACCAUCCUCGCCCUGGUAGCCGUCGCCCAUGCUGGAGUGCUGGCACCAGCUGCAUACUCGUCUCCUUUGGCCAUUGCUUCUCCAGUUGCCAGAGUGCUGUCUGCCGCUCCAGUUCUGCAGAAAUCCAUCAUCGCUGACGAAUACGACCCCAACCCGCAGUACUCUUUCUCCUACGCAGUUUCCGAUGCCCUGACCGGCGACCAAAAGUGGCAGAAGGAAUCCCGUAGCGGAGAUGUCGUACAGGGAACCUACUCGCUCGUCGACCCAGAUGGCCUCCAGCGUACCGUUGACUACGUUGCUGAUCCGAUCCAGGGAUUCAAUGCUGCUGUCCGUCGUGAACCGCUCAACGCCCCAGUUCUAGCUGCCAAAUCCAUCGGCCAGCCUCUUUUGGCCGCUCCACUAGCCAAGACCAUCAUCUCGCAGCCUGCUCUGGCCACCAGAACUAUCCUGUCGCAACCAGCCAUUUCCUCGUAUGCCGCUCCUCUAGCCGCUAGAACCAUCCUGCCACAGUCUGUUCUGUCUCCUCUAUCCUCCCAGGCUAUUCUCUCUCAACCUCUGGCCACCAAGUCUAUCAUUUCGCAGCCAGCUUUGACUUCGUAUGCCUCUCCCCUGGCUUCUUCGGCUAUUCUGUCCCGGCCGGCUCUGACUUCUUAUGCCUCUCCUUUGACUUCUUCAUCCAUCCUAUCGCGGCCUGCUUUGGCUUCUUACGGCGCUCCACUGGUCUCUUCGGCCAUCCUGUCGCGCCCUGCUUUGGCUUCGUAUGGCUCUCCUCUGGCUGCCAAAUCCAUCCUAUCUCAACCGGCCUACUACUAAAAUAUUAGACUGAUGACCAUGUGACCAUUAAGCUGUUUGUUGAAUAUAACCAACUUUGUUAAUUAUAGAAAAUAAAUUGAAUAGAUAAAAAUUCAUCCUAAAAUCA
Molecule: messenger RNA, 1325 nt
Organism: Armigeres subalbatus
Lineage: Eukaryota; Metazoa; Arthropoda; Insecta; Diptera; Culicidae
Product: cuticle protein-like
Exons: 2
Coding region: 389-1219 (276 amino acids)
Cellular component (GO): extracellular matrix
Source: RefSeq, a predicted model, not a curated record